UGAAGCGCCGCCCCAGUGAAGAUGGCAGCCGAGCUGCAUCCGCGCAGCGGAAAACUCAUUGGGCUGUCCAACUCGAACCGCACGGCGCAGCGAAAUCAGCCGGUUCAGGAGUUUAAUCACGGUCUGGUGCUUAGCCGGGAGCCGCUGCGGGACCGCGAUGUCUUUACGGUUCGGAUUGACAAGAAGGUGAACUCGUGGAGCGGCUCUAUAGAGAUCGGUGUGACGGCGCUGGACCCGGCCGCUCUCGACUUCCCAAGCAGUGCAACGGGGCUGAAGGGCGGCUCGUGGAUCGUGUCUGGCUGCUCCGUGCUGAAGGACGGCCGCUCGGUGCUGGAGGAGUACGGGCGUGACCUGGACCAGCUGGGCGAGGGCGACCGCGUUGGGAUCCAGCGGAACGGUCGGGGAGAGCUGCACCUGUGGGUGAACGGGCAGGACUGCGGUCCGGCGGCCAGCGGCCUGCCCUCGCGACUGUGGGCUGUCGUGGACCUCUACGGCAAAUGCACUCAGGUCACUGUGGUCAGCUGUGAGCCUCCGCCGGACACAGAGACUGAAGAUCGGGAGGAGGUACAGGAAGGAGAAGCCAACAGGGCGGGGUCUGCGUCUCCAGCUGCUCUCAUGCCGGAUCAUGAGGACCGCUCAGGGGGCGUGGUUUUACCCGCGGUUCCUGCUAUAGCUGCUGUGAUGAACAACUCGGCUGAGGACGCGCAUGAAGUUACACGAGGACAUGGGCACGGCCGACCGGACAAAUUCCCAAAUAACUUCGAUCCAGAUACUGUCCUCACGGAGCACCAGUUAUUUGACGUGUUUAACAACGCCAUCGUGUCACUGUAUCGUUCGGAGGACGAGGGCGGAGAGGACUCGGGUUUAGGAGGAGCAGGUGGUUCAGGAGGAAGUUCAGACUCCUCCAGAGGAGGGACAGGAAGCAGUAAUGGAUCCCGGGGAGCAGGAGGACCUGAGAACGGUGUCGGAGGUCGUGCAGAGGGCGGGGGUGGCAACAAUAACAGCCCGUCAGGAAACGGAGGAGGAGGCAGUGGGGCGGGGACGGCGGUAAGCAACAGUGGGAUGACCACCAAUGAUGCGCUGCUGUUCCAUGAGAAGUGUGGCACGCUGAUUAAACUGAGCAACAAUAACAAGACGGCUGAGAGGAGGAGACCGCUGGAUGAGUUCAACAACGGCGUGGUCAUGACCAACCGCCCACUCAGGCACAACGAGAUGUUCGAGAUUCGUAUCGAUAAACUGGUGGAUAAAUGGUCCGGAUCUAUUGAGAUCGGAGUGACGACCCACAACCCGAACAAUCUGGACUAUCCUGCAACGAUGACCAACUUGCGCUCAGGCACCAUCAUGAUGAGCGGCUGUGGGAUUUUGACCAAUGGCAAGGGCACACGUAGGGAGUACUGUGAAUUCAGCCUGGACGAGCUCCAGGAAGGGGAUCAUAUCGGGUUGAUGAGGAAAGCCAGUGGUGCUUUACACUUCUACAUCAAUGGCAUAGAUCAAGGCGUGGCUGCUAACCAGACCCCGGGUGUGGUGUACGGUGUCGUGGACCUCUACGGCAUGGCAGUAAAAGUCACCAUUGUCCACAAUCACAACCACAGCGACCGUUUACGCCGCAACAACGCCAUCAUGAGAGCUCUGUCACCUGAUGUAGGCCGAUCCCGACCCGCCCUCUCGCUCACUCCCGACCCUGAAGCCCCGGACCGGCUACUCUUCCACCCCAACUGCGGGCAGAAAGCAGCCAUCAUCGGCGACGGCAGGACGGCACUGCGGCCUCAUGCGACAGACGACUUUAAUCACGGAGUCGUGCUCAGCAACCGCCCGCUGCACUCCAACGAAGUGUUCCAGGUGCGCAUCGACAAAAUGGUGGACAAGUGGGCGGGGUCUAUUGAGAUUGGCGUUACUACGCAUAACCCCGCCUACCUACAGCUGCCAUCCACCAUGACCAACCUGCGCUCAGGGACGUGGAUGAUGACGGGGAACGGCGUAAUGCACAACGGAACCACAAUACUAGAUGAGUACGGACACAACCUGGACCGACUCAAAGCUGGAGACACUGUUGGUGUGGUGCGGAAGGAUGAUGGCAGCCUGCACUUCUUUGUGAACGGUGUUCCUCAGGGGCCAGCAGCCUGGAACGUGCCACCCAGUGUUUAUGCCGUAGUGGACCUGUACGGUCAGGCGGCUCAGGCAACCAUCAUGGACGACAUGGCCGAUCUUCCUCCUCUCCCAGAUGAUAGCUCGGAGGGUCCGAUCGCCAUGUCCCCCGGCAGCCCGUGUUCUGUCACUGGGGUCAGUGCAGCCAGCGACCUGCGCUUCCAUCAGCUGCAUGGCACCAACGCCGUAAUCACCAACGGUGGCCGCACAGCGCUCCGUCAGAACUGCCGCAGCGAAUUCAACGACGCCAUCGUCAUCUCCAACAGGUGCCUUCGCGAUGGUGAGUUGUUUGAGAUUGUGAUUCAGAAGAUGGUGGACCGCUGGUCAGGCUCAAUAGAGGCAGGAGUGACUGCGAUCAGACCAGAGGAACUGGAGUUCCCCAACACUAUGACUGAUAUCGAUUACGAUACCUGGAUGCUGAGCGGCACAGCCAUCAUGCAGGACGGGAAUACCAUGAGGAAUAACUAUGGAUGUGAUCUGGACUCCCUGGGGACGGGCUCCAGGAUUGGAAUGAUGCGUUCAGCCUCCGGAGAUCUCCACUACUACAUAAACGGUGUGGACCAGGGCGUGGCCUGUACCGGAUUACCACCUGAUGUGUAUGCUGUGAUUGAUCUGUAUGGUCAGUGUGUUCAGGUGACCAUCACCAGCUCAUCUGGUCCUCUUGACAACAGCCUGUGCACCAGUAACAUCACAGAGAAGAGUUUCCCAAUACACUCCCCAGUGGCAGGAGUGGCCCAUCGUCUGCACAGUGAACACGGGAAGAAUGUGGUGUUGUUGGGAGACGGCUGUCAGGCCGUCAGGGUGGCAGGAUAUUCUCACGGCAUCGUAUUCAGUGCCAAGGAGCUCAAGACGGAUGAGCUGUUUGAGGUGAAGAUUAACGAGGUGGAUGAGCAGUGGUCCGGGUCGCUCCACAUCGGCUUGACUACCAUGCAGCCCCCAGACCUGCCCUCCUGCCCCCUCAGUGGCCUGUCACCCUCCCUCACUCAGCUCAGGUCAAAGGUCACCUGGCUGCUCGCUGGGUCAGAGGUCAGACGCAACGGUGUGCUGCAGAGACAAAACUUCGGCUGCUCCCUCGACCGACUGACGGUGGGGAACCGUGUAGGUGUGAAGAGAUGCAGUGACGACACAAUGCACGUCUUCAUCGAUGGAGAGGACAUGGGACCUGCAGCUACAGCUGUGGCUAAGAAUGUGUAUGCAGUGCUGGACCUAUACGGGAAGGUGACGGCCGUGUCCAUCGUCAGCUCCACACUGGUGGAGGACACGGACAGUGUGAAGGCUCCAUCGCUGUCCUCUGACAGCUGCAGUGACGGAGAGGACGAGUCCACACCGGUCAGUCAGGGACUUGGGACUGAACUCAACAUGCUUCAUUACCUCAUUCUGUUCUGUUCUCAUCUUUGUGUCUUCUGUCUGCUCCAGUGUGAGAGCGAGCCUGCCAUGGUUCCCAUGGCAAUGGCCUUUCUGGAGAAUCAUGGGAAGAACAUCCAGCUGUCCAAUCAGAACCUAACAGCUGCUCGGGUGUGCAGUUAUAACCAGGGCCUGCUGGUCACAGCGCACGCUCUGCCACGCCAGCAGCUCUUCCAGUUUCAGAUAGACAGAUUGAACACGUCGUGGACGUCGUCUCUGUCUCUGGGUGUGAUAGGUCACUCUCCAGAUCGCCUCAACUUCCCCUCCACGGCCUGCUGCCUUAAACGCUCCGUCUGGCUGCUGCAGCGAGACUCUGUCUUCCACAACUCACUGAAGAUCUGUGAGAACUAUGGGCCAAACUUGGACACGUGUCCUGAGGGGACAGUGUUGGGUCUGCUGGUGGACGCUAACGGCUGUCUCCACCUGUAUGUGAACGGGAUGGACCAGGGCGUGGCAGCGCAAGACAUCCCGAGCCCCUGUUACCCGCUAAUGGACUUGUACGGCCAGUGUGAACAGGUUACCAUAGUAACCAGCCACAUGGAGGCCGUGGGGGUGGAGGGCGGAGACGCGUGCUGCCAAGGCGACAUGGAGAAGGCGGACAUGGUGGACGGAGUAAAGGAGAGCGUGUGCUGGACACCACCUCCUGAGGUGAACCCCAAUAAGACGUGCGAGUACCAGGCUCUGUGCUCCAGAUUUAAAGACCUGCUCACAUUGCCUGAUGGUUACUUCAAUGAGGAUGCUAAAUAUAACCUGUGUUACUGCGAGUCCUGCCAUAAGCUGCGUGGCGAUGAGGCUUACUACAAGCGUGGUGAGCCGCCCCGGGACUACGCCCUGCCCUUCGGCUGGUGCCGCUUCGCCCUGCGAAUAAAGCCGCACUGUGAAGUCACAAACACCUAUAAGAAGUGGCACAUUGCAUACCAUGGGACGAGUGUAGGUUCUCUACGCCGCACGCUGGAUCACAGCCAGCUUCUGCCAGAUGCGUCGCCCGUGUUCUCUGCGUCCCCAGUGAAGGUUGAAUGUCACGGUAGCUACAGUGAGCCAGAGGAGAACAGCGCCCCCGAGAGGGAGAUCCCCCGCGUGCACCUCUCCCCCACCAUGCGUUACUCUGGCCUCGAGGUCUUCGCCCCUAAAGUGCAAUUCCGGGACCCUCGCUCGCUGCGCUGUCAUCACGCCCAGGUGGGCUUCCAGGUGUGCGUGCGUCCGGGAUCCUACAAGGUCGGACCCCAGUCUCUGGGCCUCAGCGAUCCGCUGGACCCCAGGUUCAACAACACGGAGAUCGAGUGGAUCACCAAGGAGAAAGGAGGAACCCUGCUGUAUGGCCUGCUCAUCCGUGUGGAGUGAGAGAGAGAGAGAGGGAGAGGGAGAGAGAGAGUUCACUCAGGCUUCAGAGGAAUGAAGUUCAACUCUGUUCUCUCUGUCCAUUUUUUUUAUUUGAACAUGGUCUUUUUCUGGGAGACACUUCCUGCACUCUGUUUCGGACCCUAGCAGGUGGUUUCUCUCUCUCUCUCUCUCUCUCUCUCUCUCUCUCUAUCGCUCACUAUGUAUUUAUCUACCUGUAUCUCUUUAUCAUUCAGUUUCUCUUUGUCACAUUCAUUCUUUUUUUUUCUCUCUCUCUCUCGCUGUCUGUGAUUCAGUUUGUCACUCCUUUCUUUCUAUAUCUCUGUCCAUCUCUAUCUCUUUCUUUCUUUCUUUCUUUCUUUCUUUCUUUCUUUCUUUCUUUCUUUCAAUAUCUGUCCAUCUCUCUCUCCCUCCCUGUAUCUAUCAGAGAAGGUUGGACUCCAGUCAUCUCCUCAUAGCACAGCCCUCAAUCCUGUGAGAAUUUUCUUCUUUGGGGUGGAAAAAAACAAACAGAAUCGAACCCCUCCUUUUGGUAAGAGACACAUCACCGAAUCCCCUGGAGCUCCACAUGGACCUGUCAGGAGGGAAAAUCAUGUGAAGAGACCUGAAGAGACCCGAUGCUCAGUGUGGGGUUCGGGUCGUUGUUUGUGUUCCACUUUACACGAGAGAAUAUUUUACUGUAAAUUUCCACAGUGUUACAUUUUUACUCCUCAGUCCUGUUUAACAAAAACGAUCAAGUCCUCUCUCGUGAUUCUCCGCUUGUGUAGAGUGGAACUUGUCCCCCCCCUCCCCCCCAUCCUUUCCUCCGGAGAAAACCCCAAUUCUGCUCGUUAAUUGAAUCUACGUCAGAACUGGAACGAAACGCGAUACCUCUCGGACCGAAAGCUAAUUUAUCUGUUUGAUUUGAGAAAACAUCUCAAGGUGCAAAGACAGAGCUUUUACAAGAGUUAGGAUUUCCCAUCUCAGUGUGAGUAAGAAAUAUAAAUUCUUUCUGCUCAUAAAUAUUUACCCCACACACUCCAGUGUUCUGAACCUGUUGAGUGUAAAAUCUUUGAAGAAAAGCAUCGAUCCUGUCACAAAGUAUUUUGGGAAAUGAAGUUUCAGAUGUUUUGAGUUUACACUGGGUUUAUCUUUUUUUUUUUUUUUUUUUAAAGAAUGUUUACGGUCACUUGCACAGGUUCAAGUGUUUUUUGUUUUUGUUUUUUUUUAUAUAGUGUCAUUCAAUUUCGAGGUUUUUUUUUUUUUCUCUCCAAAAAUUAUAGCUCUCAUAAAAUAAAUAAAUGAAUAACAGAUUUUUGUUGCCAAUUUGAAACUACUUGAGUGGACAGUUUCCACCCACCCUGUCGCCAAGGGCCAUGUCUGAGCAUAUGCUUGCUUUGAAACUGAAAUGUGAAAAAAAACACUCUCUCUCUCUCUCUCUCUCUCUCUCUCUCUCUCUCUCGGUUCAUGUUGGCCCAUUUGCUGCUUUUGUUGUUUUGUUAUUGUGUUUCUGGGUUUUUUUCCCCCAGUCAUUACUUUGUGUUAUUUGUUCAUCCUAUUUGUAUUACAUUACGUUGUACAGGCUGUUACACAACACUAAAAUUAUCUUCCUGCUUUGUAAGAAAAUAAAAAUGUAUAUUAAAAAA
Molecule: messenger RNA, 6512 nt
Organism: Neoarius graeffei (lesser salmon catfish)
Lineage: Eukaryota; Metazoa; Chordata; Actinopteri; Siluriformes; Ariidae
Gene: neurl4
Product: neuralized E3 ubiquitin protein ligase 4
Exons: 28
Coding region: 22-4890 (1622 amino acids)
Molecular function (GO): ubiquitin protein ligase activity
Source: RefSeq, a predicted model, not a curated record